UUUGGGAUUCCCUCCCACCCCCAUCACAUCUCGUCCUUUUACUUGCCAGUUGUGACUAUUUAACCCAGUUUACCUCUUCUUUUUUUCGCUUCCGCGGCGCGCAUCGCAUCGUCCCGCGUCUUCCGCUUCUUCCUUCUUCCUCUUUUGCUGCUGCAGCUCUCGGACUCUCCGCACUCUCUCCUUCGUGUUUUUGAGGUUUUGUUGUCCUGCUUGAAAGAAUGCGCACAGUUUUCCUCUGUCGACUGUGUGGACACAUGACGAGCUGCCCUGAAAUUUUCCCUCCGGUGAUCUCUCAGGUCUGACGCGGCUGCAGCUACCUGUCCAUGGUGCUGAAACGCACGCAUCGGCGCGCUGCUGCUGCUGCUCCCCAAAAAGAUCCAGAAAUAGUAUUUAUUUCUGCGUCUUUUCCUGUCCUGCAGGUGAAAUAAUUUGAGCAAUAAGUGGUACAUCUUCUCGGCGAGGUUUCUGAACUCAGAACAGAAGGAGUUGAUCCUGAAGGAAGCAAAAAGAAUCUCCCGAAGACAGUCCAGCGGCUGCAUCGAUUUCAGGAGGACUCAUCUCUUUAGACUUGACAAAAAAAAAAUCGAAAAUCGGAUGCGUGGACGAUUGCUGUAACUCAACUUAGCCUGGAGAUAUUUUAUCUAUCAAGAACCAGUGGGGAACUGGAAAUAGCGGAUGAAUUAUCUUAAUUUGUAGCGUAUCCAAAAACAUUUUUGUUGGUGCGGGGAGGGGGGUUCUUUCUCUUCGGCUGGAUCAACUGACAUUUAAACAACCCCCCUCUUCCCCCCUCCUCCCUAAAAUAAAACUUGUCCUGAAUACCAAAUGGUAGUUUGAGGAGGCCUCGAUCAAGACAAUGGAGGCGUCCGCCAACGGGUCCAGUUUUGGCAUCGACUCGCUGUUGUCCCACAGGCCUGGAAGUCCGGUGUCCAAAGGAAACAGCCUGGUGGGGGAGUGCCGCUCGCCUCUGGAGUUCAGCCCGAGAUCAGACGUGGAGAGCGGCUGCUCGUCGCCCCCAUCGCCGAGAAGGGAGUGCGUGGAGGAGGUGGCCCAGAGGCAGGGUCACGGCGUCGGCCUGCCGCCGCACCUCCAGCACGCGCAGAUAUCGGCGGGGUCGCAGCAGAGGACAGUGACCUCGUCCUUCCUCAUCCGAGAUAUUCUCGCGGACUGUAAGCCUCUGGCCGCAUGUGCACCCUACUCCAGCAAUGGACAGCCGACUCAGGAGGCGGGGAGGCUGGCCUCGAAGAUAGCGGACGACUUUAUGGAGAAAAUCCACAGCAACUCAUCGUCAGACAGUGAAUAUAAAGUGAAAGAGGAGGGGGACAGGGAGAUCUCCAGCAGUAGAGACAGCCCUCAGGUCCGGCUGAAAAAGCCCAGGAAAGCUCGGACGGCCUUCACGGACCACCAGCUGGCCCAGCUGGAGCGCAGCUUCGAGCGGCAGAAAUACCUGAGCGUCCAGGACCGCAUGGAGCUGGCGGCCUCCCUCAACCUCACCGACACACAGGUCAAGACCUGGUACCAGAACCGGAGGACAAAGUGGAAGAGGCAGACCGCGGUGGGACUCGAGCUACUGGCGGAAGCUGGAAACUACUCCGCCCUGCAGAGGAUGUUCCCAUCCCCGUACUUCUAUCCACAGAGCCUGGUGUCCAACCUGGACCCCGGAGCGGCCCUCUACCUGUACAGGGGUCCCUCGGCGCCCCCACCGGCCCUGCAGAGACCCCUGGUUCCUCGGAUCCUACUGCAUGGUCUGCAGGGGGGCAGCGAGCCGCCGCCUCCCCCGCCUCCUCUACCCCCUAUGUCCGGCGUGCUUCCCCGGCCAGCUCAGCAGCGGUGAGCCGGCCCCUGCAGAAUUUUUUUUUUCUUUUUUUCUUUUUUUUUUUUUUUUUGUACGCCGCGACCUUGGCAGCUUGGGACUCAUUAGAAGAGAUAAAAAACAGACAGAAAUAAAAAUAUGACGAACAAGAGAAAAAGAAAAAAAAAAACGGUUCAAGGCCUUUAUACGGUGCGAGAGAACCGAUAUGAUGGACGGAGCUCUGUGACUGAAACGCGAACUGUCUGAGUGGAAGGAUUGUUCUUCUUUUCCUCUUUUUUUUGAGGGGGGGUGGGGGGGGGGGGGCAUGAGCUUUAUUUAUUUAUUAUUUAUUUAUUUUUCAAUGCGAAUCAAAGCAUCUAAGUUAUGUAUUUAUUUGAUUCCAGUUUCAGUAUUUUCACUGUUUCCCCAACAACAUACAUAAUUGUUGGCGACACUUUGACCUACAGUUAAAAGCCAAUCAGACCCCCUAUUGGCAUUAUUAUUAUUAUUAUUAUUAUUAUUAUUAUUAUUAUUAUUAUUAUUAUUAUUAUUAUUAUUAUUAUUAUCACAUAUUCCUGGAUAUGGGCAAAGGCGGACAUGAACAUCCUUCCAUGUAAUUUGAAUAUAAUGUAGUUAGAGGAUCCAAAGGAACAAUUACUAAAUAUUUUCUCUUUUUUUUUCCUUGUAAAUUAUUGAUUUUUCUUUACACGUGAAGAUGAUCAGCAUUCAUAAACCUGUAAAUAAGAAUAUUUUCCCUUUUAUUCGAAAGAGACUGAUUUUAAAAAGAAACUUUUUUUUGUUUGUUUGUUUGAUCUAUUAGUGUGUCUUUUUCAGACCACGGUGAUCCAGUUUAACAUAAUAGGCUAGAUUAGCCAUCAGAAACUAUACAGGCGUACGAGUCAGAAUAAAAAUGAAAAAAACAAAAAAAAACAAAAACAAAAAACAAAACAUAUUGUCUGAGAAAGGAUGCCUGGACCCACAUGUAGGCACAAACACCAGAGUUACGCAAAGAAAUAAAUCUAUAUAAAAAAAAGUCUUUUUCCUGUUCUUAGUUGAAGUUUUAGCGAGAUAAAAAAAAUGUCAAGUAAUUUAUAAAAAAAGCAGUUUUAUCCCUGCAGAGGAAGAAACGGGGGAAUCAAUCACCUCAGCAAUGUUUGAAUUGAUUUUAUUUUUUAUUUUUCGAUAAACAAACGGAUUGGACUCGGGUCCACGUUCAGGUGUAACCGCCUGUUGAUUUGCUAUAGAUGUAUUUGAAGAGACGUUGUGCAUUACUUAUGUUAUUUCAUAUGAAGCCGUGAUAACCCUUAAUUGUUAUACUCUCCUUUGGUGAAAAUGUAUAUUGCAGAUAUCAAACUUGUGGAGUGGUUCUCGUAAUAUUUCCUGGAUCGUUUUUUUAUUUAUAUGAUUUUUUUUUUUUUUUUUUUUUCGUUCCUCUAGCUUCCUCAACUCUCUCCCCGUUUUGUGAAGUUCAUUUUUUGGUGAAAUUCACAGCAGAAGUUGGACAGAAAAGGGGGGAUUUGAUGUAAAAGAGAAUUACUUUUAUAAA
Molecule: messenger RNA, 3335 nt
Organism: Thunnus maccoyii (southern bluefin tuna)
Lineage: Eukaryota; Metazoa; Chordata; Actinopteri; Scombriformes; Scombridae
Gene: barhl1b
Product: BarH-like homeobox 1b
Exons: 3
Coding region: 854-1831 (325 amino acids)
Biological process (GO): regulation of transcription by RNA polymerase II
Cellular component (GO): nucleus
Molecular function (GO): DNA-binding transcription factor activity, RNA polymerase II-specific; RNA polymerase II transcription regulatory region sequence-specific DNA binding
Source: RefSeq, a predicted model, not a curated record